GUUGACCUUGGGCGGAAGCGGCUUUGUAGCCUAGGAGAAGCGAGAUGGGGGUGAAGCUGGAGGUGUUUCGGAUGACACUCUACCUCACCUUCCCUGUGGCUAUGUUCUGGAUUGCCAAUCAGGCCGAGUGGUUUGAGGAUUAUGUCAUACAGCGCAAGAGGGAGCUGUGGCCACCUGAGAAGGAGGACCAGCGCCGAGAGCUAGAAGAAUUCAAAGAGAGGAUACGGAAGCAGCGGGAGGAGAAACUCCUUCGUGCCACCCAGCAGAGCUCCUGAGUCCUAGCCCCUCCACCCACGAAAUAACACACACGCGGUUCCUUGUU
Messenger RNA from Lynx canadensis (Canada lynx), 322 nucleotides. Its product is annotated as protein PET100 homolog, mitochondrial. Gene Ontology annotation, cellular component: mitochondrial inner membrane; mitochondrion. NCBI's taxonomy places the organism in Eukaryota, Metazoa, Chordata, Mammalia, Carnivora, Felidae. Bases 45 to 275 code for a protein of 76 amino acids. The record is from RefSeq and is a predicted model, not a curated record. The transcript has 4 exons. Gene Ontology annotation, biological process: mitochondrial respiratory chain complex IV assembly.